AUGCCAGACCUCAGAGGAGACCCCUCGUCUUCCAGUAUUUGGCCAAAUUAUGGAGGGCCUAUCCACAUGUCACCUCGCAUGGAGUCUGGCCUCGCCCAUCCGCAUCCAGCAUCGCCACAUGGAGGAGUAAGGUCAAGGAGUGACCAAACCAACGUGGAAAACCAGGGCUACUCCUACAACCGAUACCCCGAGGACAACGACCCAUACGGCAGCCAGCCUUCGAUGGUGCAUCCCCAAGCGUCCUAUCAAGGCACGCUGAAACGACCAUUCUCACAGUCCGACGCUGGACAGAGCACAGAUGCUGCACAUGACGACGGCUCGAGAACUUCUGUGAACCAGGACAACAAGCUGCUGUCAUUCCGGCGCGGGCAGGACAAGUUGACCAUCACCGACCAGCGAGGACAUUUGCAGCAGCUCGACCUAUCAGCCCAGCUUCAUGGCAUGUUCUUCUUGUCGGAAAUGCCUUCCAACGCAGCCGACGGUCCCACGAUGCAGCCCGAACUGACCUGCUACCGACGAAACCUAUUCCAGAUCAGCGGGAGCCUUGUGACACCAAGGGGACCCCUGAACGUGAUCACCGAGUCGGGGGAGAGUGUUCUGGUUAGCAGUAUGGAGGUCACCAUCUCCGCCAUCGAAUCUGUGGACAACCACUCCGUGCGGCUCAUCGUGAUCCCAUGGAAGACUCCGCCGCCUAACUCUCCAGAGAUCGCACAAGGACCGGAUCAAGAACCUCCGGCACUGCCGCUCAUACCGUUCCAGGAGGACGGGACCGAGGCGGAUGGCGAGUUGGCGGUAUACCCGAUCGGCUGGCGGCGCCUCCAAUUUCGAAUAGCCACUGCAAACAAUGGACGCCGAAAGGAACUACAGCAGCAUUUCACACUCCAUCUCAAAGUACACGCAACCCUUGCAAACAACACAAAGGUGGUCCUGACAGAGUCUACGACGGCCCCUAUCGUAGUCAGGGGGCGAAGUCCCCGAAACUUCCAAGCGAGGAAGGAGAUUCCGUUACUUGGCUCAAGCGCGGGCUCGCGCGGUCAAGCCUUGGUCGAGACAGGCAUGGGUGUCGUGGCCGGGAGUAUGACCAUGAAGCCGCAAGAGUCCAAGCCUCGUGAAGGGAUGGAUAUGCAGGUGCCCCGAACGGCCUUUACAUUCACGACGCCGAAGCCACAGUCAGCGCAGAUCGGCACUGUUCGAUCACACACCUACCCUAGCUGGACGUCGCCUACCAACAACUCCUUGCCCGGUAUCACCAGCACUGGUACAAACUCAUACUCGGCGCCAGCGAUAGGAGCCGAAAUAUACUCGAAAGUGUCAUUGACGGGGAGUAGCAACUUUGGUGGCGAGGGGCAAGAUCUGCCGAUACCUACAACUCUACCGGCUUCCGUUCCUCUAUCGCUCAUAUCCGAAGAGCCAGGUUCGUCUGUGCGUUCGCCAUACACGUACGGGCCCUCCAGCUCGGCACCGCGGCAUUUGCCCAUGUCCUCGCUAGGUCCAGAUACCCAGGGCAGCAUGCACCGCUUCGUCGACGACGGUCGACCGUCUAAAGCAUCCCGACUCGGCAGUGGCCCAUCAACCGCGAGUGGAGGCUCGGUAGCGGGCACGGGGACCUCGCCAGAUUACCGUUACGGGUCUUUUGCUUCCGCGACCAGUGGAUCGGGAGACGUGAUGGCUACGACAUAUGGCACGGACGGUCCGGUUGGCGGAGCAGCUGCGCAGAGAGACGCGUAUUCCGGGCAGCAAGGGUGGAGGCAUCCCUCUGACGCCAAUGCGGUGCCAUACGGAGGUAGUGAUGCCCGGUCGUACGGGUCGUCCUAUGAUCAAUACAAGCCUAGGUCAGACGAGGGACAGCCCAAGUCUGAGCAUGGGCAGGGCAGUCAUCUCGAUGCAUAUAGCCAUAGGGGUUCCUUCGAUGGCACGGGCAACUAUUCGUGGGGGAACAACUGA
This is a messenger RNA of Emericellopsis atlantica, 1944 nucleotides long. RefSeq names its product NDT80/PhoG like DNA-binding family protein. Bases 1 to 1944 code for a protein of 647 amino acids. Gene Ontology annotation, cellular component: nuclear chromosome. The record is from RefSeq and is a predicted model, not a curated record. Gene Ontology annotation, biological process: meiotic cell cycle; positive regulation of transcription by RNA polymerase II. Lineage: Eukaryota; Fungi; Ascomycota; Sordariomycetes; Hypocreales; Bionectriaceae. The transcript is spliced from 3 exons. Gene Ontology annotation, molecular function: DNA binding; DNA-binding transcription factor activity.